ACAACACAAAGAAACAAAAUCCCAAACAUACCCAAAAACAAGAAGCGAGAGAGAGAGAGAGGGGAAGUCGGCAGCAGCUCGGCGAGGGAGAAGGAUCCCCUCCCCGGAAUGGCGAUGGGCGACGCCAAGCCCUCGGUGCACAUCCCCAUGCCCGCCCGCGACCGGGACCGCGAGCUGCUGCUCGUCCCGCCCGCCUCCGCCGCCGCCGCUGUGUCCCCUUCCGCCGCCAGCCCCGACUCCGACGACGAGUCUAAGCCUUCCUCCGCCUCCGCCGCCUCGGCCGCCGCGCAGACGGGCCGUGAGGCGUUUCAUAAGGUUGUGCAUAGCUGGGCGUCCAAGAAGUUCAUGACCGGAUGCGUAAUCCUCUUUCCAAUUGCCGUUACAUUCUAUAUCACAUGGUGGUUCUUUCGCUUCGUGGAUGGAUUUUUCUCGCCAAUAUAUGCUCAUCUUGGAAUAAAUAUAUUUGGACUUGGUUUCGUAACUUCAAUAUCAUUCAUUUUUGUGGUUGGUGUGUUCAUGUCAUCUUGGCUGGGAGCAUCUAUCCUUGGUCUGGGAGAGUGGUUUAUAAAGCGAAUGCCAUUUGUUCGCCAUAUUUACAAUGCAUCCAAGCAGAUCAGUGCUGCCAUUUCACCUGAUCAAAACAAACAUGCAUUCAAGGAAGUGGUCAUUAUAAGGCAUCCCAGAAUUGGCGAAUAUGCAUUUGGAUUUAUUACUUCAGAAGUUCUACUUCAGGGUUAUUCCAGUGAGGAACAGAUGUACUGUGUAUAUGUACCAACCAAUCAUCUAUACAUUGGGGACAUAUUUCUGGUCAACUCAAGUGAUGUGAUUAGACCAAACUUGUCUGUUCGUGAAGGCAUUGAGAUUGUUGUGUCAGGGGGCAUGUCAAUGCCUCAAGUUUUAUCCAUAGUCGAAACCGAGCAGAACCAAUGGAAUAGGAUGAGAUCUAGUCGAAGCUAAGAUAACCUCCUACUUGCCAGAGUCCAUUUGUAAUUCUAUGUUACUGGUUCCUGUAAGUACAAGGAUAGGAUCCAAUAGAAUGUACAGUUCUCCUUGCUGGAUGCAAAUCAUGCGGCA
Oryza brachyantha (malo sina) is the source of this 1074-nucleotide messenger RNA. Its product is annotated as protein LIKE COV 1-like. The transcript has 7 exons. The coding region runs from base 109 to 957 and encodes 282 amino acids. Gene Ontology annotation, cellular component: Golgi apparatus. The record is from RefSeq and is a predicted model, not a curated record. Lineage: Eukaryota; Viridiplantae; Streptophyta; Magnoliopsida; Poales; Poaceae.